Lactuca virosa is the source of this 765-nucleotide messenger RNA. Lineage: Eukaryota; Viridiplantae; Streptophyta; Magnoliopsida; Asterales; Asteraceae. The record is from the annotation of a GenBank genome assembly.
AUGUUUCCUUGGAGGUUCCAUUUUCUCUUGAUGAGCCCUAGCAUCCUAGAGGGUAUCAACGCUUUUCCUAGAGCUGCUCAAACUCAAAAUCAAUCAUCGGAAACUUCAUCGGGGGAUAAAGACGAGCAUUCAACACUUAACGCGGGAUUAAGAAAAGUUAAGAUCUUCAAGGAGUACGUCUCGAUUAAAAGAGGCAAAAAAGCCUCCGGCGAGGAUGAUAAUGAAAUUAGCGAAAGCAGGAGUGACGAAGGUGACUAUUCCAAUUCCAAUUCCAAUCUUGUUGACUCUGAAUCAGGUGAUGAUUCCGGAGACGGUGAAUCGUUCGAGAAUGCUAAUGUUCAGAAAUCAUUUAGCUAUGGCACGUUGGCAUAUGCAAAUUACGCCGGUGGAUCUCUUUUCGAGGACAAUCUUUAUUAUAGUAACCAGAAAUCCGAUGAGAGUGAGCGUUGCUCACCGGAAAAUGACCCGAUCGCUUCGAGUUCUGAACAGAGUAUAACUCAGAUUCCGAAACGCAACAUCUUACCAUGGAAGAAGAGGAAAUUAAAUUUCAAAUCACCACCGAAGGGCGAACAGUUGUUAAAGAAAGAUUACGGUGAAGAAGGUGGAGAUGAUAUUGACUUUGACCGGCGGCAACUCAGCUCCGAUGAGUCUCUAGUUAACCUACCUCAGGUAAUUCUUCCGGCUUCAGAGUUUGGGGACGAUAGUUUUGCAAUCGGGAAUUGGGAACAGAGGGAGAUAAUCUUCGGCUUCGAUGUGUUGACAUAA